CUUAUUUCAAGCAUCCUCUGUGUCGUCAUUGUGUUAUGUCAGGCAAUCGAAAAAAUUUAUUUACAAAUUAGAACAAGAGCGUAGGAUCUAGCGGAGCUGUUGCCAUGUUGAAUUUUCGAAAUUUCAUCAAUGACACUACCUAUAUUUUGUUUUCUUCUACUCGUAGAUUUUAUAACUUCGUACAUGAAAGUAUUUCGGUAGCAAUUACUAGCGUGUAAUGAUCUUACGUCGAAUUCGACUGAUUAACUUUCUCAUCUGUACACUCGCGUGCUCUACAGUCGACGUAAUUUUUCUUAAAUUGGCAUGUGCGCGUGUACAUUCGUACGACAUACAUAUACAUAACUUACGCACGCAUCGACGAUUAUACACAUUCGCGCAGGCGAGUGGAGUAAAGGCUGACACGAAAACAAAUCGAAGAGAAAAAAGGAUAUCUAAGAAAAAUAAUAAUCAAGACAUUAUGCCAAAUUAUUCGAUCUGAAUAUUUAACGACGGUAUGAGAAUGAAUUGAGUUUAAAUCGUGCAACAGAGCGGUUCAAGUUUCCGAAUAUUUCACAAGAUUUAGUAUCUCACCGCUUAUAUUGUUUUGCGCAUUUGAUUCAAAUUGAUCAAAAGUGGGCGCGCGGGUCGCCAUCUUGUAAAAGUGGUUCUGUGUGGUGUUUGGAGGUUCUGCGAAGAACAGGAGCUUCGCCAGAGGCUGGGAGUCCUUUUGAAAUCCUAGCGGUCCUUGGCAGUCCCUGGGCGCCCAGGUGACGUCCCGCGAAGCCAGGGGACCUCCUGAUAAUCUCGGACUUCUGUCUAUCAACACAAACACUGCCGAAUCCUCGGGAAGAUGGUGAGACGAGUUUUUCAACAUUUUCUUUCGGAGUUCAGCAUCGACUGGAGGUACAGAGGGGUCUAGUCCAGCCUCCAGCCCUGCAUCUGCAGCAAGUCUUGCAAUGGCAGCACCUAAGUACGGCACAUUAGUCCCAAACCGAAUUUUCGUUGGUGGUAUCUCGGCGAGCACAAGUGAGGCAGAACUUGCCCAGUUAUUCUCCACCUACGGCAAUGUCAAGGAAACGAAAAUAAUUUCGGACAGAGCCGGUGUCUCCAAGGGAUACGGUUUUGUCACCUUUGAAACGGAGGAGGAAGCUAAACGACUUCAACAGGAGUCGGAAUGCAUCGUGCUGAGGGAAAGAAAGCUCAACAUUGCUCCCGCAAUAAAGAAACAGCCUUUCAAUCGAUCUUACGACAGUAGUUCCGGUUCUCCCCCUACAGUACCCACAAACACCUAUUACUACACAAAUGGCAUGGGUCUAACGUACCAAAACGGCAUGACUUUCUACAAUGCCGGAGCUCCAGCCCCUACAACUCCGGUAGCACCUCCCGCCGAUCCUGCAACCAUAUAUCAAGCUACCAGUGUAUUUGGACCGCAAGCAACUGCUGGACACCAAACAUUCGCUCCGGUUAUGUAUCCGUGCCCAGCACCUUCUUUGUACGUCCCGCAGCAGUACCAAUACACGCCGAUGUCGUACGAGCCAUAUUACACAGGGGCAACGGCGGCCGGCACGCCUCAGUACUUGUAUACGGCUAGCAGCUCUCAGAGCAUUACUAACGGUGGAGGAACGGGUUCUGGGGGCGUUACAAACGGAGCGACCAGUCCGCCGGCUGGCCCUCCACCCGCUCUCACGUCUCUUCCAGCCCCACCGCAGCCGCACCAUUUUUACACGCAAGCAGCCCCACCACCUCAUCAUCAUCCCCAGGUACCCACUGGCCCUCCGCAGCCGCAGGUCGAUCCCGUGUACUACUCGUACACGGCUGGACCUCCACCGCCGCCCCCGUCACACGCUUCAAUAGGCCUCACUGACCAGCAGCUACUGUUAUACGCGACAGACGGUUCAUGCCAGCCUCAACAAUCAAACGACACCCAGGCACAGUCGCAGGAGGAUUCUCUGAACUCUGAACAGCCGCAGCACGGUGAUACAUCUGGUUCAGCGAAACCGCUGGUUCCUUUGGUACCCAUUAAAUUCCCGAUUACCAAUAGAUACCCAGAAAGCUAUCACCAUCCAGUUGCGAUUCAUACCACCAAUUUACAUGGUUCGCAGACAUGCUUAAGCGAUAACGCAGACGUGGGAGAUGCCGGUAGCGUAGCUCAGAUGCACUGUAGAACGAUUGUCUAUCAUCCAGCCGUCUACAUUCCUCACACCCAUCCGUCGUCUCAAUAUCAUCCGUCUUUGUCGGGAGGUCCUAGCCUUCUGCCGACGCCGACGUCUGCGUCAUCCCAUCAUCACCACCACCACCACCACCAUCAUCCCUCCCUUCAGUCGACAGUUAAUCCAAAAUUGCAAAGCAUCGUAGCGCAUCAGCGCGACUAUUCGAAAGCAAUCGUAGCCGGCGCGCAGGGCAGCUAUAACGUCAAGUCACAAAAUUUGAGCAUCGCGUUAAUCUCCUCAUCCUCCGGUGUUCACAAUCACGGUAAGCCUCACGGUUCGUCGACACAGGGUCAGAAGUACGCGAGCGCGUCGGACUUUCACAAAUUUACAAGCAACGUUUUGUCGACGACUCAUUUUCCCCCUCAACAUCAACUCGCCAAGCGAUCGUUGUGCGCCAACGCUGGUCAAGCGGCUUACUUCUCAGGUCAAAGGUCGGGAUACGGGUCCUUCAAGUCAUUGGCGUUCGGCCCGACGACGGGUGUGGUUUUGAAUGGUCUGAAUUAUCCGGGAUCUCAAAAGUUGACAGUCAGUCAUCAGAAAUACAAUACAGAUCAGUAUUUCGAGGGCGGCGGCAACAAUUCGAGGUCCUCGAGAAAUUAUUCGCAUAAAAAUCACGCCGCCGCGGGUCGAAGUAGCGGCACGGUCAAACGGGUGAGCUUGGACAAUAACAACUGUGGCAACAGUCAAAGUGGGGAAAAGUACGGUGCGCAAUCAGAUUCGCAAAACGUUGAUAUCGCCGCAGAAACUACAACGACCUCGAGCACAAUGGUCGUUUCCGAAAAGUCGUCCAGUCCGCCACCCGCACCUUAUUCACCCAUGACUCGUCCUCUCCCAAACCUCUCGCCUCCCGUUCCUCAGGUCCAGUUCUACGCUCCGGCCCAAAACCGUUACCAGACGGCCAUGCCGGUGAGCAAUACGCCUGGACACCAGCAGCAACAGCAACAACAACAACAACAACAACAACAACAACAACAACAACAACAACAACAACCACCGGCGCAGCGGCGGUACACAGUUGCACCGCCUCUGCCAGCAGGGAGAAAGCCUUCGGAAAAAUAUUCAGCUGCUCCGGCGCAGAGUUCGAUGUUGCGGCAGCACAAGUAUAAGCCUAACGGCAUGAUGCAGUCUGGCAGUAAAUCUGGUGAUGAUAGCUUGGGGGGAGCUGGUGAUGCGCCGCCUGGUGUCGGUCGCAUUCCGAUUACCCCGCCGGGUACCCCGAGGAACGCUCACACCGGAGGGCUUUCGGGCGGUGAUCAAAACCAAAUCAGCGAUUGCACUCAUCAGCUGCAGGCAUUGAGCCUUUAGCCCUUCUCUGACUCAGAUCUGCCCCUCGACUGUACCAGUGGUACAAUAGUGUUUAACGAAAAGCAAGUAAUUAACCGACUAAGUAAAGUAAGUGAAUUAAGUAAGCUAGCCAGCUAGUUAGUUAGACAGUUAGUUAUUUAGAUAUAAUAAUUAUAUAAAAAUUCAGCUGGUUAAAGACAAAAAAGAAAUAAAUAUAUAUAUUAAUUAACAAAAGAAUAAUAAUAACAUCAAUAAUUAGACCGAUAAUAACGAUAAUAAUACGCUAAUGAGAUAUAUUUAAUAAAAACUAUAAAAGAGGUAUAUAUAUAUACAUAUAUACACACACACACAUAAAUGCUGUAAUCUGUGUGUUUAAAUCAUUCACCAUUCUCAAAAGCUGAUGACGAACUUUGUGGUUUAAAAGAAACGAAGACGCAUGCGUGAAACGUACUUCCAUUUAUUUAUUUUUUUUUUUUUUUCUUCGUAAUCUCAUAUCUUUGACCGUUGCAGAAAAGAUUCAGGGGGUUUGGAUUUUUCUUAAACUUAGAAGCGGUUCAUGUUAUUUUUUGCAAAUAUGAUUUCGUUGGCAUAUUUAUCUUAAGUGCCACAUGUUACCUAUUGAUGAUUGAAAUUUGAAGAAAAAUUGGAAUGCUCCUGAUGUAUCGUAUAGAUAUGUUCGUUAUUCCCUCAACGGUCUACUUGCACACUCCUUACAGGAAAGCACGAGUGUGAUACAACGAACUUCCAAAUUUAUUUUUAAUGAUUCCUUGCAACGAUAUACAUAUACAUGUAUAUGAAUGUAUGUAUCAUACAUACAUACGUGUAUAUAUAUAUAUAUAUACACACAUACACACACACACAUAUUAAGCAGCUCCCACUCAGCAUAAGUUGUUAAAUAUUUAUAAUUACGAAAAAUUAGUAAUAACGAACCGUUGGCAGAAAAGUAAACAAAGCUAGUAAAAUGAUACAUAGAAGUAUAUACAUAUGCAUAAGAAGAGAGACAAAUCGAUGUUAUAAAGGCCCUAGAUGUAUAAGAUACAAUAAUAAAAUGAGUAAUGAUAAUUUAAUAUAUUAAUAUUUAAAAUGCGAUAUUCGGAGAUGCGAUAUAUUAUACAUAUAUACGAUAUACACGAGAUAAUAUAUAUACAUUUGUA
Neodiprion virginianus is the source of this 4627-nucleotide messenger RNA. Its product is annotated as DNA N6-methyl adenine demethylase-like. The transcript is spliced from 7 exons. Gene Ontology annotation, molecular function: RNA binding. Lineage: Eukaryota; Metazoa; Arthropoda; Insecta; Hymenoptera; Diprionidae. Bases 936 to 3494 code for a protein of 852 amino acids. The record is from RefSeq and is a predicted model, not a curated record.